AUGCCUGGCGUUACAGCUCCAACAAGAGGACAAGUGUUGUCGUUAUACAAACAAUUUAUCAAGAAUUCCAACCAGUUCAAUAAUUACAACUUUAGACAGUACUUUCUUAGAAGAACAAGGGACACUUUCAGGGAAAAUGUGAACCAAAAAGAUCCGAAAGUGCUAAUGAAUCUAUUCAAGGACGCGAAGAACGAAUUGGGUGUCUUGAAAAGACAGUCAGUCAUUUCCCAAAUGUAUACCUUCGAUAGACUGGUUGUGGAACCGUUGAAAGGAAGGAAACACUAA
This is a messenger RNA of Saccharomyces eubayanus, 285 nucleotides long. It is a transcript of the gene ISD11, whose product is annotated as Isd11p. Bases 1 to 285 code for a protein of 94 amino acids. The record is from RefSeq and is a predicted model, not a curated record. Lineage: Eukaryota; Fungi; Ascomycota; Saccharomycetes; Saccharomycetales; Saccharomycetaceae. The transcript has a single exon. Gene Ontology annotation, biological process: iron-sulfur cluster assembly. Gene Ontology annotation, cellular component: L-cysteine desulfurase complex; mitochondrion.